Molecule: messenger RNA, 783 nt
Organism: Fusarium sp. VM40
Lineage: Eukaryota; Fungi; Ascomycota; Sordariomycetes; Hypocreales; Nectriaceae
Source: the annotation of a GenBank genome assembly
AUGUCGGCUCCAGCGGACUCCACCAUGAGUGGUGGUGAAGCUGCGCCAGUUGAAACCUCGCGGCUCGAACAGCCUAACGAUGCGGUAGCCAUGGAAUCAAUUACGCAGCCCUCCGAGCAGGUACCUGCCGAUCACUCGCGCGAAGCCGCCGAUAAGACGAUUGCAGCCGAGCCAGCAUCCUCCACAGCAGUCCCGACGACAUCCGAGAGCAUCGAUCAGUCAACGGCUGCGGCAUCAGCUUCACCAAAGGGCAAGGAAAAGGAGUCUGUUCCUCCUCCACCGACCAAGCAAGACUCGAAUUUGGGCAUUGGGCCUGCUGUUGACGAUAUCAGGGAGGUUUCAGGGGGCUCUUCGGACGGGCCCGUUUGUACCAUCACUCUUCUCCUUACUUCAGGAAGUAGACAUCCUUACAAAAUUGACGCGAAAUAUUUGAGUAGGAGGAACGUGGAUAUCCCAGACCAGACGGAGGAUGGCCUUCCAGAUCCGUUCAGUAUCAGCAUUUACACUCUGAAGGAAUUAAUAUUGCGGGAAUGGCGAAGUGAUUGGGAGGCAAAGCCUGCUAGUCCCAGCAGCAUUAGACUCAUUCACUUUGGAAAAUUAUUGGACGAUAAGGAGCAGUUGAAGAAGUAUCAACUCUCAACGGAGAGCCCCAACGUCGUACAUAUGAGCAUUCGGCCACAAGACCUUGAUGAGGAAGAGCCUAAGACGGGAAAUAAGAACAUCUCAUCAAAUGGCGGUGAUGGCCAGCGCUCUCGUGGUGGAGGUUGCUGUGUCGUCUUAUAA